Messenger RNA from Eimeria acervulina, 1767 nucleotides. RefSeq lists its product as hypothetical. The record is from RefSeq and is a predicted model, not a curated record. NCBI's taxonomy places the organism in Eukaryota, Apicomplexa, Conoidasida, Eucoccidiorida, Eimeriidae. Bases 1 to 1767 code for a protein of 588 amino acids. The transcript has 7 exons.
AUGAAACGAAGGGACUGGCUGGCUGCUUUGUCUUUGCUGUCUACGCGGCGUCGCCUUGACCUUCGGAGUCCUUUGUUUAGAGCCUUUGCUGCUGCUGCACUGCAGCAGCAGGAGCUGCUGCAGGCCCCACACAUACAUCUCACCAUUCACCGGCUUGGCGUUAUAGGAUACAGCCCAGCUAUCUGGCGGCUGGCGCUGCACCUCCAGCCCCUGCUGCAGCAGCAGCAACUGAGCGGCAAACAACUCGCUGUCUGUGCGUGGGGCCUCGCGAAGAAUGGGGUGACGCAUCCCCCUGUAUGGGACCUUAUCGGGGCGGAGGCGCUGCGGCUGGCAAGGGGACUUUGUCUGGCGGACCUCUCGAUGAUUCUCUGGGCCUUUGCGCGUGUUGAGCGCCUAAAGCCCGCCGAGAUCUUGGGCCUCAAAGAGGAGGUGCUCAACCGCUUGGAGGUCGUCGUGCGGCAGACGCUCGCUGCAGCAGCUGCACCCUACCGGAGAGCAGCAGCAACAGCAGCACCAGACGCUCCUGCUGCUUCUGCUUCUGCUUCUCCAGUUGUGCCUCAACUCAUGCGGCGUCCCGAUGGUACCAUUCAGGGUUUGACACAAAAAACGCUUGCAGAGGCAGAGCCAAGUGCCCCGGUUUCUGUUGCUGCUGCUGCUGCCGCCGCCGUUGUAGGUGUAGUGACACCUCACGACCUGUGCAUGCUGAUUAGGUCGUUUGCCGAUCUCACCCCCGGUGACUCAGCGCUGAUCAUUCGUCUGCUGUAUACUCUCCUACUCGUCUGUCGCGCCCCGCCUUCAGUCCCGGCAGCAGCAGCAGCAACAACAGGAGAGGAAGGACCGCUUCGUGCGAUGGACGGCCCUACUGCCUUUAGUUGCCCUGCCCCGCUUACUGCGCAGGGGCUUACUGCUGUUUGGACAGCUUUGAAAGACGCCGAAAUCACAAAAGUUUUCUCUGUGCCGCCACACAAGAGACCCAGCAACAGCAGCAGCAGCAGCAGCAGACACCGCGCCUAUUUGCCCUUUAGAGAGAGUGUCCCUCUCGAGUGUCUGCCUCUGCUGCUCCCUAUCCUCAAGCCAACCCAGGUGUAUUCACAAGGAGAUCCACAAGGAGCUGAGCCAGCUGCAGCAGCAGCACCCGUAGAAGCAGCAGCAGCAGCAAGAGCAAAAACAGCAACUGAUGCUCCGAUUACCUCCGGGGCAGCCGAUGUGGGGCAAGCCACCGGGCCGGCGUUGGGUUCAACAGGAAAGGAGUCUCCUCCUUUCCCUGCUGCAGUGCCCGCUGCAGCCGCCGCCGUUGCUGUAGCAGCAAAGGAGGGCCUAAGGAGCAGCGCGUUGCUGCACAGCGCAUGCACCGAUGUGCUGCUCGAAGUGCUGUGCGAGGAGACCCGAUUGCUUCGCCUUGAUCAUACAACCAACACCAGCAUGGUGGCUACCUUAGCAGAGGCGUUGGCUGAGUUGCAGCUCGUCGAUCCCCGCGUAGUGUACCAGUUGGUGCUCUUUGCGCAUCAACGGGGGGCGGCUCAAUUUCAGGGAGAGCAGCUGCUGAAGUUCCUUGAGGCAUUUGAGGGAUGUCAGAUCACCGACAGCAAGGCGUGGGCCAGGCUCGCUCACCGAGCGCAGGACGUGGCUGCUGACUUGGAUUUGAAGGGACUGAAGCGACUGCGACAGCUGGCCAGGCGUUCGGGCCACAGCAACGCUAGGAUUGAAGGAGUUGUUGACCACUUUGAGGCUCUGAAGGAAGAUGUGCAGCGCUGUGGGCCCCUAUAG